This is a messenger RNA of Leptopilina heterotoma, 1709 nucleotides long. RefSeq names its product calcium uptake protein 3, mitochondrial (gene MICU3). Gene Ontology annotation, biological process: calcium import into the mitochondrion; mitochondrial calcium ion homeostasis. NCBI's taxonomy places the organism in Eukaryota, Metazoa, Arthropoda, Insecta, Hymenoptera, Figitidae. Gene Ontology annotation, molecular function: calcium ion binding. Bases 228 to 1658 code for a protein of 476 amino acids. Gene Ontology annotation, cellular component: uniplex complex. The transcript has 11 exons. The record is from RefSeq and is a predicted model, not a curated record.
GUACAGCCUCUCACUUAUCGAUUCGAAAAUCUCCUAUUUUCUGAAUGAACAUGAAAUAAAUUUUGAUUACAUUGUCAUCAUUUUUUUCUCCUGAAUUUUUUUCCACUUAUUUUUCAUGAGAAAAAUAAUUCGAAUACAUUUGGUAAUACUAUUUAUAAUCGAGAGCUUCUCUCGUCGAUGAACGCUGAGCUUGCGCAGGUUUAGUCAGAAGGACGUCAUCAACAAAUAUGGCGAGCCUCACAAGUUUAUCACGAAAACUCUUCCAAUUUUCACGUAAUUUUCGUAAUGUCGCGCGUUCCUAUUAUAAAUUAUCGAGUGACAGUGCAUUUGGUAAAAUUAAUACGAGUGUCAAAUUAUUUGUUACCGGUUCAAUAGCUUUAAUACUCGAGCACAAAUAUACUUUAGGCGCCACUGUAUAUGCCCUCAAAUCAAGAAAGAAUGAGGAAAAUAUUCAAAAAGCCGUUCGACUCACUCAAAGGGAGAGAAGAUUUAUAAAAUUUGCAUCUGUUGAAUUUGAUGGUCAGCUUUAUAUGACGCCGCAAGAUUUUUUGGACAGUGUCGUCGAAUCACAACCAAGACCUAGGCUAAAAAGACGAUAUUUAACCAAAAAAGAAUUAGAAGGAAUUAAAAAUUCAACUCCUUCACUUCGCCACGGUAACAAGCACAUGUUUCGCAGUCUUCGAGAUAAAGGAAUAAUCUCCUACACAGAGUACCUGUUUUUGUUGUCUAUUUUAACAAAGCCCCAAACUGGUUUUCGCAUUGCUUUUAACAUGUUCGAUACUGACGGAAACGAGAGAGUCGAUAAGACUGAAUUCCUUGUAUUACAAAAAUUGAUCGCUCCAGGCGAAGAGGUUCUGAAUAGAAAAGUAACACUUCGUGAAAAUCAACAUGACUCUCAAAGUGAAAACAACCAAUUUUUUAUGGAGAAAAUUUUUAGUCACGCGUGGAGAGGGCGUCGAGGUGAAGAAAUUAAGCAAGAAUUAAAUCAAUUAACGAUGAAAGAAUCAACCGUUGAAGAAAUUCAAGGACAGUUUAUCGACGAUGAUCAAGGUUUGCAACGACGUCACUUGGUCGAUACUAGUCUAAUGAUACAUUUCUUCGGUCCAGAUGGAAAAAAUGAAUUAAAAUACGAAGGUUUCAGACGCUUUAUGGAAAAUUUACAACACGAAGUUUUAGAAUUAGAAUUCCAUGAAUUUAGUAAAGGUCAUGACACAAUAACUGAAUUAGAUUUUGCCAAAAUAUUGUUAAGAUACACUCUUUUGGACGCAGACGAAUAUGAUAAAUAUUUAGACAGACUAUUAGAUCGAACGAAUAAUACCAAGGGAAUAACUUUCAAUGAAUUUCAAAUAUUUUAUCAAUUUUUAAACAAUCUUGAUGAUUUUGCAAUUGCAAUGAGAAUGUACACGUUAGCAGAUCAUCCCAUCUCUAAAGAUGAAUUCUCGAGGGCUGUGAAAAUUUGUACGGGUACUCAGUUAUCAUUACACAUUAUUGAUACAGUAUUUGCAAUUUUUGACGUCGACGGAGAUGGCCAAUUAUCUUAUAAAGAAUUUAUUGCAAUAAUGAAGGACCGUCUUCAUCGAGGUUUUAAGUCUCAGUCAAAGAGUGAAGGAUGGGAUGCUUUUAAAUUCUGCAUAAAACAAGAAAUGAAAGCGCCAUAAAUUUAUAACAGUUCUUCCUUCAAUUUACCAACUUCCAUCAGCGUUAUAAAU